GGCAAAACAUCAUUCCCGGAAGGAUUGGUUUACGAGACAACAGAGUGAACAGACGGGAAAGAGGGAAGACCCAGGGGAAAAACUAAUAAGGUUCAAUUGCGUUUGCUCAGACGGGAAAAGCGCCGACCGACCUCAUAGCUUUUCGAUGGACAUCACGACUUGCCCCUUCUGCCAUCUGAGAGUUCUUUCUGUAGAACUGGAAAGACAUGCAAACAGUCACUUCGACGAUGAAGACGUUGUUAACGAUUUCGAGUUGGGACGAGACGUUGCCCUUGCUCCUUCUAGUUCCCCCCAGGUUAGUAGUGCAACUCUCCGUAAAACUGGUGCAUGGGAAAGGCCUGAGAGUAGCUCUUCAAGUUCUCGUAUGGAUGGUCGAGCGUCUGAGGGGAGAGACUUGGGUGAACGAAUAAGCUGCUUAGUCAAUCUGCAGAUGAAGGGAUCUUUUUACCAUGUUGAAGGAGGCAUGAUUAACAUGCUGAGAAGCUGUUUGGAAUUAGAACCUGAGAACUGUGUCAGUCGGUUGUGUGGUUAUGUAGAUCAUUUUGAAAGCAUCACAUCAGAGGAUGUUGGAUGGGGGUGUGGAUGGCGCAAUAUUCAGAUGCUCAGCUCUCAUUUGCUCAACCAAAGACAAGAAGCAAGGAACGUUCUCUUUGGUGGCUCAGGGUUUGUUCCUGAUAUCCCUUCGCUCCAGAGAUGGCUUGAAAUUGCCUGGGAACAAGGCUUUGAUAUGGCUGGGUCUAAAGACUUUGAUCAAGAAAUCUAUGGAAAAAGAAAUUGGAUUGGAACUACAGAAUGUGCUACCCUCUUCCGUUCUUUUGGUCUUCGUGCUCGAAUAGUGGAUUUCUGUAGUAAGACAAUUGCACCGAAGGUUUAUGGACCUAUGGACAAAUAUGUGUCCAAGUGGAAAAACAAUGUUUCUGACCCUGUAUCCUUUACACAUGAUGCAAAUGUUAAGGGACAGGAGGUUCUCAUUGAUUGGGUGUGGAAUUACUUUUCUGACCCUAAGUGUACAAGAUCUGACAAUAGACAUGUCCUUGUCAGUCUGAAAGCGCCAUUGUACUUCCAACAUCAAGGCCACUCAAGAACAAUUGUUGGGAUUCAAAAGAAACUUCAGAAAAAUGGCUCGAAGCAAUACAAUCUUUUGAUCUUAGACCCUGGCCAUAGAACCAAAGAUCUGGCAAAAUCUCUCAGAGACAAUGAUGGAUGGCAAAGGCUAAUAAAAAGAGGUGUGCACACUCUGAGGAAGCCACUAUAUCAGUUGUGUUUUAUUGAUCAUGGAGUCGCUUUUGGGGAAGAGGUUGAAAAACUGAAGAACUUACAAAGCAUUCGUCAUGAAUUUUAGUUUUGUUAUAAGGGUUGAGUGGCUUCUUAUUUCCACAACUUUACCUUCGGCUAUAACAACUAUGGUACUUCAAACUCUGAUUUGUAUUACUUGUAAAUGUGAGCCACCAAAGCUGUGCAGCUGUAUUAAUAUCUGUGCGCUCAAGGACUCACCCUUGCUUUUUAAUCUUUUUGCUAGAGUUGUUGCUCUAUCUGGUAAUACCGUGGGUUGACCUUAUAAGUAAAUGCCAUUUCUGGACUGUUCGCUGCUUUUCUCCACCAGAAUAGUUGAGAUCCUUCCUCCCCUAUUCUGUAGCACAGUAUCACAUGCAUCAGGCAAACUGCUUACAAAUUCAUGGAUGCUUGCAGCUUCAGAAACUCUUUUUCUCCUAUAGCAGAUAUGUAUAUGAUUUAGCAACUGAAUUGGAUCCUGAUACAUUAUACCUACCUCUGCAAAUGACGUUUUAGGUUGUAAUCAACAAGUAUUUUCUAUCAGUCAGAACUCUUGUUUCAUCGAUAUCAUAAAAUCUCAGAUUCUUGGCAGAACCAACAUGAAAGACUUUACAGCUGCAUUUGGCUAAACAAAGAAUACUUCUUUUCAACCCUCUGUUUGGAGUCUGAAAUUGUGUAGUGCUGCUACUUCUGGCCUUGGAUGUUUAAUGAACCUUGGUAUUGGAUAUUUAAGUUCCCUUUUGAUGGCAUAUGAUGGGGAAUCUUCUUGUUUGCCUUGUUUAGUAUAUACACACCUGCCAAGUAAUAUGAUGGGUAUCAGGGUCCACAAUUCAGUGACUAUGGUACUGUGCGGGAAUAUCUAUGAUGAUCUUAUGUGGUUCUCAAAGCUAGCUUGCCUUCUCCCAAUUAAAAUGCCUGUGCAUAAAUCAAUUAUAUGUUGGGAUCGUCUCAUGCUUGAGGCUCUCUUUCCUGCGUCUAUGCAGCAAUUGCUUCAAUGAAAGUCUGGUCUUUUGGAAGAAUGUGCUCUUCAGGUGUCUCAGAGAAAGCUAAUUUAUUUUUGCAGUUCAGACGCAACAUACACUUCGACAAAGGUAAACAUUCAGGUUGUAUCUUUGUAAAAUGUGCUUACAUGUGCUAGAAAAACAAAAGUAAUAUUGGAGGAUGCUCCAAGAAGGAAGAGAAAGGUGGGAUGGCUUCACUUGUGGGUUAACUUUCUUUCUAUUUGGAAGUGAGUGUUGGUAUGCAGAGAAUGCAUUUAGGUAGGGCACAGACCGAGGUUGGUAGAUGAGUUCGCUUAGUAUAUGAGACAGUUUAAGGUAGCCAGAGAGGGUUGUUGAGAUGAAAUACAAAAACAUUUGUUAAGGUGGCUCAAGAGAGAUUUCCAUAUUUGAGCAUCCAGUUCAGACUCUCAAAGGGGAUCUUACUAUCAGCAGUGAGUUUCAAUUGUGAGGGGAGGCAGCCACUCAGGCAAAGAUGGUUUAAUUAUGGCAGCUUCAGAGUAGUUAUAAUAGCCAUAGUACUAACAUCAAGCAAUUAGCAUAUACUGGAGAAUCAAAAUCAUCCAUGGUAUGGUGCUUCAGAUUCAAAGUGUUGCAACAAUUCCAAUCAAUCAAGGGUCUUUAGCUCUACAGCCGGUGUAUGGAGACAUGGAGGUUGCUUCCUCAUUCAGUUAUCUUUUCAUCUCUACUGUCAUUACUUCUGUUACUGCAUUGAUGUGCUGUAUGCCGUAUGACUGUAUGCGUAUAUAACUUGUACCAUCUUGUGUGUUUAUACUUGUCCUUUCAUUUGCACGUAUGAUUCGUGUAAUAGGUCUAAAAUGGAAUGACAUUUCUAAGGACCGACCUAUUCCAUUGUUUGUUAAUGCAUUUUAUUCUCGGAAAA
Messenger RNA from Ipomoea triloba (trilobed morning glory), 3153 nucleotides. RefSeq names its product zinc finger-containing ubiquitin peptidase 1. The transcript has 7 exons. The record is from RefSeq and is a predicted model, not a curated record. Lineage: Eukaryota; Viridiplantae; Streptophyta; Magnoliopsida; Solanales; Convolvulaceae. The coding region runs from base 146 to 1342 and encodes 398 amino acids.